UUUCACAACUUGCGGUAUAUGAACAGACGCACCACAUGGCUGUAUCAUUAAAUUUUAUGAAGCACUACAUCAAAGUGACUGCGACUCCAUUAAAAUGCGGACCCGUUACAGCAAUACGUGAAAGGGGUACCACAUUUAGAAAAAAAAGGUAUGGAAAAGGGUUACCUUUUCUGACAAAAUGGCAUAAUAAAGGGUAAGGGGUUGGACCUUGGGGUGGAGCCUUCCAGUAUAGGACUUUGUGGAGUACCUUCUUGGACAAAAAUUCAUCCGGAAAUUCUAAGAAGACGUAAUGUGAUUUGUAACACAUGUAUGACACGUUUAAUGGAACGAUAAUGUAGCAAAUUCAGUAAUGGUGUUCUGAACAUUGUCCAAGAGAGUACCUCUGCUCUGAAACGUGAACUUAUGGGCGUACUUUUUCUUUCAGAUUUUCAAGGGCACCUUUCAUUACUGCGAAGGCAACAGAGGUCAUGUGACCAACAAGUCCGAGUGUCAGAAUGACAGUGGCAGAUGGGAGAACCACAUGUACAAUUUUGACAACUUACCAAAUGCCUUAGUAUCACUCUUUGUAUUCUCCACACGAGAUGGAUGGGUAGAAAUAAUGCACAAUGGUAUCGAUGCAGUGGGAAUCGAUAAACAGCCCAUCAAGAACUACCGGGAAUGGAGGCUGGCGUAUUUCAUUCCUUUUCUAAUGUUAGGAGGCUUCCUUGUGCUUAACAUGAUUGUGGGGGUGGUGGUGGAGAACUUUCAGCGCUGUCGCGAAAAAUUAGAGGACGAGGAAAAGCAGAGAAGACGACGAAAAUUGCUGGAAAAGAACAAAAAUAGGAACCAAGAAGAAGUAGACCGCACAUAUUAUGAAAGUUACAGCACUUGGCGCCGGCGCAUUCAUGACAUGUGUCUUCAUUUGUACUGGGACGUCACUAUUGCCAUGGUGAUUUGCCUGAAUGUAAUCUGCAUGUCAUUAGAACAUUAUCAGAUGUCUCAGGUAAGAAAUUCGAGCUCGAUACGAGCCCUUUGAAUCCCGAGGUGUCAUUCUCCUAACGUCAUUCUCAUGCAUUAGUCAGUGGUGUCAGUUAAGUAGUAAAGUCUGUAUACGAGCUAAGUGGCCCAUCCGGUCGGAGC
Molecule: messenger RNA, 1119 nt
Organism: Orbicella faveolata
Lineage: Eukaryota; Metazoa; Cnidaria; Anthozoa; Scleractinia; Merulinidae
Product: voltage-dependent T-type calcium channel subunit alpha-1H-like
Biological process (GO): calcium ion import; calcium ion transmembrane transport; membrane depolarization during action potential
Cellular component (GO): neuron projection; voltage-gated calcium channel complex; voltage-gated sodium channel complex
Molecular function (GO): low voltage-gated calcium channel activity; voltage-gated sodium channel activity
Source: RefSeq, a predicted model, not a curated record